AGAGAGAGAGUCUUGAUGCAGCAGUGUUGUGACCGGGCAGGACCGCUAUUGUCACAGUGAGCGGAGCCAAUAUAAACGUCAGAGCAACAUUAGCGUCUUUAAAGGGCUAAACAGUCACACAUCCAGCAGAAAUGGGGAAGGUGGAAGGAGGAAUGAAAUGCGUGAAAUAUCUCCUGUUCGUGUUCAACUUUAUAUUCUGGUUGAUGGGAUCCUUUGUUCUGGCUGUGGGGCUGUGGCUGCGUUUUGACCCAGAAACUGUGUCUCUGCUCAAUGGAGACAAAGCUCCAGAUACUUUCUUCAUAGGUGUGUAUAUCCUGAUAGGAGCUGGCAGCCUGGUGAUGUUGGUGGGUUUCUUUGGCUGCUGUGGAGCUGUUAGAGAGUCUCAGUGCCUGCUCGGUUCAUUCUUUGCCUGUUUGCUGAUCAUCUUUGGGGCUGAAGUUGCAGCAGGCGUGUUUGGAUUCUUGAGCAAAGACAAGAUCAUCGAAGAUGUUCAGAACUUCUAUGCUACGACCUACAAUGAAAACAAUAACAGCACAUUGAUCUUAUCAUACCAAAAAGUACUGAACUGUUGUGGAACCAAAGCAAGCCCCUGCUCUGACUCCCAACCGGAUACAAAGGACUGUGAGACAGGCAUUCAGGACUUCUUCAACAGCAAACUCUACAUAAUCGGUUAUGUGGGCAUCGGCAUUGCUGGAGUCAUGAUUAUUGGGAUGAUCUUCAGUAUGGUGCUCUGCUGUGCUAUCCGCAACAGCAGGGAGGUCAUCUGAGCUGGAUCUUUGACUUGUACCAAUCACCAAUCCGGAUCGACUGUACAGACUUGAGAUGUCAUCACUGUCCAAUAUCUGUACUGGGACCAAGGAGCCAAAAAGUUCCUUUUCCACCAUGGUGCUCAACCCAGUUGUCCUGGCCUUAUUUUCCACUAUUAUUUUGAUUUUGAUUUAUUUAUUUGCCAUCCAGCCAAGAUGCAUACUCUACCUUUAAUAACAUUAUGAUAACAUUUAGAAUAUUCACAUAUCCCGUGUGAACAGCAGGAUUUCUAAAAUUUACCUGACAAUCUGUCAAAUUUGUUUUUUUUCCUCAAGGCCAUUUAGCAACCACUACACAUUUUGAACCCACAUACUGACACAGUGGUGUCAAUGCUUUUUCACACAGCCUUGAAACUGACACGAGGCUGUGGGAAACUGUAGCCUGAGAGAGGAAUUGGAGGUGAAAGCAGCUGAGUUUGCCUGUUUCUGCACAGAAAUGAACACGCACAGACACACAAGCACAGCAAUGUUGUGUAAUGUGAGACCAUAGCCUUAAAAAAGGUUUUUUAGAAGCACACUGAAUGCGGAUUGGUCGAAUCCAUGACUGAUGUCAAGGGAGGGAAAGGCCAGUGUAACUUUUUCACGCUUGUUCUUGCGCUCCCUUAUGGACAGUUUACACGCUAUAUUAGGAACUGCAAAAAAAACACCAACUGCUCAGUUCAAGAAAAUCUGUUGUUCUAGGGGACAGAUCUCCUAUUCACCUCUCCAUGAGAGAUACAUUAGAACUGUAGCUCCCAACUGGUGGGUUGAUCCUGGAAUAAAAAACAUCCACCAAGAAAUACAUGAAGCUCUUUUAAAAACAAUAUUUUUAUGUAAUGUCCCUUGAUUUGGCAUGUUUUGUUUUGUCGAAGGUUUAAACUGUACAAAUUUUCAUUAAGUAAAUACAAUUAGUCAAGACAUAUCAGAAAUUUGGGUCGCUCUUUCUCACUGAGGAGUUCAUAGUGGGUCCUGAGGCUCGACCAGUUGAGAAUCACUGCAUCCAUGUGAUAAAUCUACAGCUGGAAAAUACUUGGUUUAGCUUAGCUUAGUAUAACAUAGCUUUUCACAAAAGCCUAGCCUAGCUUUAGCUAUUAGUGUCACCAGGGACUGGGAGGGUAAUUUUAAAACCUUCUGACUACUUUUAAGUAGAUUUGUUUCAUUUCAACUCACAGAGGGUAGGCUAGCUGUGUCCAGGCUUUAUGCUAAACUAAGCUAACCCACUGCUUGGUUUAGCUUGAAAAGCCAUGCUGUGUUCAAUCCAUGCUGGAAUCACUUGGCGCUAGCUGAGUUCAAAGCCUUGUCAACUUUUGAAACACUUUUCACCUUGGGACAGAGCUAAAAGACUGUCUGGCUGCAGACCAUACAUCUCUGAUGGCCACUUUCACAGAAAUGAAAACGUUGCAAACAGACUAAGCAACAUUUCAUUUAAAAAAAAAGGGGGGAAAAAGAAAAGAAAAAGGUCAGAGGUCUAAUCUGGGAUUAAAUUAUUUUAAAAAAUUUAGAAGUAGUAGCAGGAACGGUUGCUUUAGCUUUGUUAGCUUUUCCUAAAGCUAACAGCUGUAGCAACAUAAGUUUUAGCCUACAUCUGUGUGAUCUACGUAGCUAAUGGAACUUUGUGAGCUAAGCUUACUGUGUUAGCAUUUUCACAGAGGACAAGCUUUUUUCCUGUAAGCAGACUGUUUACUCAGCUGUGUUAGGUGUUUUAGAACCAGGUUUUGGAGGUAAGGUUUUUUUCUAACCAUUACAUUCACUCUUACCCUUACCCUGAAUGAAAGUUUAAGUCCAUUUUACUUUUUAAGCUUUAGCAUGUAUUUCCUUUCUGAAAGAGAUAGUGUCUCAGAUGAACAGUCUGUGAGAGUGCCCGUCAGAGAUAUACUGUCUGCAGCCAAACCCUUCUCCGAAGCCAGGGUUGCUACAUCCGAUUUUUAUGCUAUGCUAUGCUAAGCUAAGCUGCUUCUGGUUUAAAGUUUUCCAUUUAAGAAAGUGAUUUCCAUCUUCUUAUCUAUCUCUGAAGAAGACAGUGGAUACAUCUCAGAAAGUCAAAUGUUUCCUAUAUUAACCAAUCAUUUAUACGUUUAAGUCAGACACUUAAUGUGUAAUUUCCACAUAGUCUUUGUCAGUAGUGUUACAUCUGUGCUGCAGUUUCACCUCAACCACAACAGCACACGCUCUUGCCCAGUAGAUCCUAUAGCAUUGCAAUGCCUAGAUCAGCUGAAAAUGAGAAAUCAUGAGAGAAAUACAAGUUUACACAGGAAAGUGAGAUCACACAAACAAGGUUACUUUGCCUUUCUAAAGCUGAAUUGCUGUACAUUCGUUUAGAUAUUAUUCUGGGAUUUUAUUUGCUUCUACCAUUGGUACAUUAGGUUGUUGAAAAGAUUUAUGCUUCUGAGAAAGGAUGUAUAGUGCCAUAAAAUUAUAUGGUUUCCACCUCCAAAAGUAACCUUUCUGCACCCAUGGUGCAAUUUUACCUCUGUGUUGAUACAAUGAUGACAUUUACAUUUAGGAGUCUGUGCAUUGGGUGUGUGUGUUUAAUAGACUUGAUGCUUUGUGUAUUCUAGUUCCUGUUGAUCUGCUCUGCAUAGAUUGGCACAUGCUGGCAGCAGACUUGGCAGACAUCUCAUGGUGUGUGCUGCUGAAACCUGACUAGAAAGGAAGCAAUUUGCUUUGGGCAUAGAUGAAUGCUGUGCAGACAAACUAUGUGGAAACUGGGGGAUAUAUUUAAAAUACAGCAAACAGUGGUGGUUUGUGUACCAAAAACUGUUUGCUGUCUUUGAUUGCACAACUAAAGCAAGAUUCAAAAGCUUUCCUUAACAGGAAGCACUCAAAAGUCAUCCAAAAUCAUCUCUAGUUGUCUUUAAAAAGUACCCUGAAUAAAAUGGUCACCAUAAGGAGCUAAAACAAGUUGAUAAAGCCUACUGGUACGGUAUGAAAACAAAUAUAAUUUUAAGGAAAUAGAGCCUGUCUUUUCAGGAAGCUUUUUUGUUAAUUUUGAGGAAUCUCUGAGGUAAAGUAAGACUUUCUGACACUCUCUGCCCUCUCUUUGUACUUUCACUUAUGUAAGAGAGUCUUUUGACAGUACGUACAUGGGGAAUAUCAUGUGAACAAGCUAAACAUAAACUAGCCCGUCAACUGAGAGCGAGCACUGAGGCUGUCAGAUUCAGCCAUCAAAGCCGAGCCUUUCAUCCUCCUCCCAUCUCUGUCUUUUCCCCUCUGUGCCUUAAGGUUAAACCACUCCAAAACUAAAAUUAAAAACAUCAACCUCAGCUGACAAUAAGACUUAAACCACCCACCCUAACAGAAGUAACUCACAUAAGUUCAGGUUAAAUUAGGCCAGUGUUAAUUCUGCUCCUAGUGCCGGACUCCGGUUUGUAAAUAUGUGUGAGUUUUCUCAUAGAUGUACAUUAUUUUGUAGCUGAUGUGAUGCUUUUUAACGUGGUGUGUAGAAAUAGCUUUAGUAGUUGUACAGUGUUAUAGUCAUGCCAGUGCUUACAAUAGUCAGAGCAAAUCCACACAACUGAAACAGCUCCUUUCAUGUGCCUUUCUUUGAUAACAAGCAACUUUUUUAACCACAGGCUGUCUGAACGUAGCAGGAGAUUGUAGCAAAAGUUGUACAUAUGAUUGGAGAGUUGGACUGCAAAUAAUAGUCACACACUUACAGAGUGUAGCACAUAUGGCUCCAUUUGCUGUUAUUGUUGUGGUGUGUUUGGUCACACUCGAUUGUGUCGUCCCUGCCAAGACAACAGAUAUGAUGAGAGCAAAAAAAUUCUCCAAAAGUCACUGUGUGGUUAUGAGGACUGUGAAAAAUUAUUUUUAUGUCCAAAAAAAUCAAGCACAAGCCAUUUUCAGUCUACAUGUCUGUCUGCUGAGUUGUCAGCAGGCAGUGUUUGUUCUGAGUGAUGCUUUCUUCUGUGGGUGAACUAGUACUACUAAAUCCACAAAGCUGCAGCUCUGAUCCUCAGUUAUGUUUGUUUUUAAGCAAAUCCAGAGAUGUAAAGCACUCUGCUUGGUAAAAACACACUCUGUACACAGUCAAACCUUUUUGUAAUUGAUUGAUUGUUAAUUUAUUUGAAUACCAUUCCACACUUCUCAGGAAGAUAGGUGUUUGAAGUUUAAUAAAGAGUCAACCUUGAAA
Cheilinus undulatus (humphead wrasse) is the source of this 4917-nucleotide messenger RNA. RefSeq names its product tetraspanin-2-like. Gene Ontology annotation, cellular component: membrane. The record is from RefSeq and is a predicted model, not a curated record. The transcript is spliced from 8 exons. The coding region runs from base 132 to 767 and encodes 211 amino acids. Lineage: Eukaryota; Metazoa; Chordata; Actinopteri; Labriformes; Labridae.